GGCGGCGGCGCUCGAAUCUGUGCGCGGGGUUCCGUGAGGGGAGCGCGGCCGGCCCGGAGCGCCGCCCGAGCGGCGGGGCCCACCCGCGGCCAUGAGGGGACUGGGACCCGCCCGGGAUCGCCGCCAGGGACUCUGCGACAUCGUCGCGACCCCCAGCCGCCGCUCCGCCUGGGGACAGCCGCCGCUGCGCUCGGUGUCCCUCAGCAGCAUUCCCGCGGGGACGCUCACCCCGCUGAAGCAGCUCCUGCAGGACCAGGGCAGCGUCGCGGCUGCGGACAGCCGCGUAUCGGGCCCGCAGCUCGCGGGGCCGGAGCGCCGGGCUGGGCCCGACAGCCGGCCUGGGCCCGACAGCCGGGCUGGGCCCGACAGCCAGCCUGGGCCCGGUCCCGGUCCCGACAGCCGGCCCGGUCCCGGUCUCGACAGCCGGCCCGGUCCCGGUCUCGACAGCCGGCCCGGUCCCGUCGCCGAGCGGCCGCCGAAGCGCCGCGCUCCGGAGCCGCCCGGGCAGGAGUCGCCGAUCAAGAUCUUCCAGCGGAUGAAGGCGCGGGCGGAGCAGCAGCGCAGGGUCGCCACCGACGUGAUCCUGAGCCCCGCGGCCCGGCAGCACGGGCCCGACACGGCCCGGCAGAACGGGCCCGACACGGCCCGGCAGGAAAGGAACUCUGCUUGGGAGCCAUUUUUGCCUCAGGUUCCCAGGAUGGAGCCCCUGGAAGUGCCCCCAGCAGAGCCUCCCGUGCUGGAAACCCCCCAGAAGUUCUUCCUGCGGGUGAAGUGGCAACUGCAGCAGCAGCACCAAGCUAGACCACCUUCAACCCAAACCCAGCAGAAUGUUCCUCCUUCCACAACUGCAGAGAAUCCUUCAGCCCAGCCUGCCUGUGCUGAGCAGCCAGGGAAUGAGCCUGCAGAGGAUGUGGACUCUGAUAAGGAUGAUGUGGAUGUUUUCCUGGUGGAAUCUAUAGAAGUAGAUGCUGAUGGAGAAGUGUCUCAAAGUACAGUGGCUACUCCUUUGCAAGUGAACCCCACCCCUUGGGAAAAGGGGGAUCAGGUAAAAGGAAGGUCGGGAAAUGGAGAAGCAAAACGUACAGAGCUUCAUGAAGACAGGAGAGAGUUGCAGCCCAGCAAAAAACCAGCUGCUCCAGCAGUGGAAAAGGCACCAGAGACUAAUCCUGAAAACCCCUCCCAGCGCUUCUGUAGCAUCACGCUCUACUCUCCAGUCCACAUUCCAAGGAAGCAGAGGCUGGCAGAAGAACCCAAGACCCCUUUGGAUAAACCUCCUACUGAUCAACCUGCUGGCAAAGCUCACAAAGAGAAAAACAUCUGCCUGCACAGCUGGAGGAUUAAAGUGCUGCCUGGAAACACGACAAUCUGUGUGGAAGGGAAAAGGAAGGACAUGAAGCAGCUGCUGUGGCACAGCAGCGCCAUCACGCAGCGCGUCACUCACAACCAGGUGCGGACCUCCUCGGGAGCUGUCUACCAGCUGCAGGGCAAGAUAGACACAGCUGCCAUGAGGAAGGAGGGGUUCCCCUACCGCUUCAUCAAGAAAUUCACAUUUGGCUUCUCCAGAAGGUGGAAGGAGUACGUGGAGGAGUUUCUUGAGGAAAGGAGGAGGAAAGAACUAGUUCAAGAUAGUGGAGGGGAGGAAAACGAGGAGAAUGACUCCGUGGGGGGAACUGAUGUGUUGGAAACCACAAGAGGCUCAGCAAGCAGUGCAAAGAAACCUGCACUGAGAAACUGCACCUAUGACGUGUCACCAGAGAAUCAUGAGAACAUCUUCAUAACACCAAAGCACAGCUCCAGGAACGACUCGAGCAGUGUCUACACUCGCAGCGGGCGCCGCAUCAAACCCCCCCUGAACUUCUGGUGUGGGCAGAGGGAGUUUGUGGAUCGGAACCUGAACGUCACCAUAGAAAAUGGAGGGGUGGAUUAUCUCAGCCUGAUGCUUAGUAGUGAAAGACCCAAAAGAAAGACCAGUUCCACCUCCAAGAAGAAUAAACCAAAGGAAGACAUGAAGACAACAGAGGAAAUGCCAAAACACCAAAGUAAAGGGAAAAGCAGCGAGAGAGGAGCCACUUCCAGAGGAGACCCCAGAUCUGCCAGCAGCAGGAAGAGCAGGCGCUUCCUUUCGGAUGAGGAGGAGAGCGCUCCUGGAAUCAGGGGCACAGAAACGAAAUCCCAGCUCCCUGCCAGGGGGGCUUCCUUAAACACCAAGGGGCUGAACAAACACAGCAGCAGAGCCCCGGAGGCAGCAGAGAGAGCAGCAGGCUCUGAAGAGCUGAGCAUGUACGAGCAGGGCUACAGGAACUCCCUCAGGUCAGCCAAGCAGCGCCUCCCAGGAAAGGAGAGGAUUCUCCUCGCCCAGGAACCUUCAGAGGAUGAGGAGGAGCAGUCCAGUGAGGACGCUCCACUGCUGAUCAGGAGGAAAAAUAAACCCAUAUUAAAACCAGAGUCUCGAAGCCAGAAACCUUGCUCUGGCUCCAGAGGUUCCAGGGAUGAUGCAAACAAGUCCUGUGGCCAAAGGACAGGAAAGCCCUCCCGGAAUGUGCUGGUGCGGCUGAGUGGGACCGAGUCCAGCGACGAGUCUGAGUCCCCUUCUGAAGGGAAAACAUCCUCUGAGUCCAGUUCUUCCUUCCUGCCUGCUCAGGCCAGGAGGGCACGGGGCAGAACCAACCCUCCCAGGCUGGUCGAUUCCAACACCGAGCCUGAAACCGAGGAGGAAAUUCAGGGCAAGGACAGGAAUGCCAGAGUACCCCAGAUGAAAACAAGCCAUGGAGUCUCCAACAGUGCCAGGGCUUCAGCAGCAAAACUGAGAGAGGCAAAAGGGCAGAAAUCUCUGGAACUUUUUCCAAGGGCAGCUGAUGGCUGGUCUGAGAAGGAAUUACAGAAACUUCACAAGGCCAUCGCGGCGUUCCCGAAGCACAGGAGCAGCUUCUGGCAGGAGGUGGCCAUGGCCGUGGGGUCCCGCUCGGCCGAGGAGUGCCAGGGGAAGUACCUGGAGGAGCAGGAGGGGAAAGGCUCCACGUGGCAGCCCAGGAGAACCACGUCAGAAAAAUCUGAGAAGAAAGAUAAGAAGGAGCCAGUGAUCACUGCCAAGGUGGGCACCCUCAAGCGGAAGCAGCAGAUGAGGGAGUUCCUGGAGCAGCUGCCCAAGGACAACCACGACGACGUCUUCACCGCGACGCCCUUCCAGAACAGGAGGGUGCAGCUGCCAGCACUGCGAGGGAGCCAGGACGGGGACACCAAGGAUUUCACCCUCUCAGAGCUCCCGCUCACCCCCUCCUCAGGCCUCUUUCCCCCUGUGAAAACCCCGCAGUGUGAGCACAUCAGCCCGGGAAUGCUGGUCCCCAUCAACAGGAACGACUACGACCGGCACGUGUUCCACAUGCAGAAGAACACGCAGGGCAGCAGAGGCACCUGGGACAAGGUCAAGAAGAAGACGGCCAAAGCUGCACUGGAGACACCACCUUCCUGCAGAACCAAGAGAGUGACCCCGGCCCCAGUGGUGGGGAAGCUCUUCGAGGCUGAGAAUCCAGCCUCAUCUGGUGAGGAGCAGGAUGAUUCCUACUUUUCUGUCUGAUGGACUUUGUGGAUGUGUUCAGCACCUCCUACUUUCCCAUCUGAUGGACUCUGAGGAUGUGUUGUUCACUUGCUGUUCAGAGCACGGGGGUUCUGCUGCCCUCUGGGAGGGAAUGCUGGAAUGAUUUCAGUUUGGAAAAGCUGCCCUGCUCUGGUUUUAUGUGUUUUAACUCCGUUCCCACCCUGCCAGCAAUGCUUGGAUUUUCCAUUUGUACAAAGUGGCAUUUCCUUGUCCAGGCUCCUCCUCUCCAUGUCCUGUUUCUCCUGGGAAGGAGAAAUGUACAUAGAUACCAAUGAAUGCCAACUUAUGAUACAUUUUAAGCUAAAAUAUCUUCUCAGAUAUGGCUGUAUAAUAAAUUUAAGAGCAGUCCAGAAGGAAAUGAAAUUGCUUUUAAAUUUACUCUAGAGACAGCUUGAAUUUUUAUAUUUCCUUAAUGUAAUAAACAAGAAGAAGC
Vidua macroura (Pin-tailed whydah) is the source of this 4028-nucleotide messenger RNA. It is a transcript of the gene MIS18BP1, whose product is annotated as MIS18 binding protein 1. The coding region runs from base 92 to 3574 and encodes 1160 amino acids. The transcript is spliced from 17 exons. NCBI's taxonomy places the organism in Eukaryota, Metazoa, Chordata, Aves, Passeriformes, Viduidae. The record is from RefSeq and is a predicted model, not a curated record.